Molecule: messenger RNA, 1968 nt
Organism: Pimephales promelas (fathead minnow)
Lineage: Eukaryota; Metazoa; Chordata; Actinopteri; Cypriniformes; Leuciscidae
Source: RefSeq, a predicted model, not a curated record
UCUAAUUUGCCGGAGCUGCUCACGUGAUCAUCAUCCUGUCACACGUGGGUUCCUGUGGCGCCGAAUCGACAGCAGUACCACAGAUUUUCAACAGUGUCUGAGCGGCAGGAUGACCCAGAAACAGCCGUUAGAGGUUCGGUUCGUGGCUGAUGAAGAUGUUUUGGAUCAUAUUGUAGAGAAACAGCAAGAUGUAAAAGCAGCGGAUGGAUCCGCUCAGACACUCGUGACCUUGAAAACCCCCCAGAAGUGCAGAAGAUCUGCUGAUGAAGAGGAGGAUGAAGAAGAGCUGUUUAAAGAGCAGAACUAUGUGGAGGUUCUGUACGCCAGAUCUCAGGAUGAGAGUGAGGACGCAGUCGUCGCUGCCGGAUCGUCCGUCUUCUCGUUUCAGACCAUCAAACGGGGAAAGAAAAUGGCUCAGAUGGCGUCUGAACUGGCUCGUACACCUGGGAAGAGUGUGAGCUUCAGCACGUCAGACACAAACGACGAGUCAACCGGCAAAAAAUCAGCCAAUCAGAGCAAGACUCCUCAGAAGGGAAAGAAGGUGCAGUUCAUCUCCACGACUCCACACCGUCUGAGGAGGAGACUCACAGCUCCAAGCCUGAGGUCCGACAGUGACAGUGACCUCUCACCCUCUAACUCUGAAGAUGAUGAUGAAGAAGAUGAAGAGCACGAGGUCCAGACCCAAACCCCCAGUAAACACACCGCAGCCGCUCUCUAUAAGACACCCAGUAAGAAGAGCAAGAAAGCAGAGGAUCUGGUGGAGGAGUAUUUCGAGGCUCACAGCAGCUCUAAAGUGCUGACGUCUGACCGAACGCUGCAGAAGCUCCACACGCCACAACUGGACCGGGAGACUCUGCUCAGACUCUUGAGUGGAAACACACCGCGAUACGCAGACGAGAUUCAUCAGCUCAACGCCAAACACGAGAACAACUUCCAGCAGUGGAUGAUGCAGAUGCACAUGGGCUUCAACAUCGUGAUCUACGGCCUGGGCUCGAAGAAGCUCCUGCUGGAGAAGUUCUGCUCGUCUCUGCUGGCGGACUGGGAUCAUGUGGUGGUCAACGGCUUCUUCCCCAGCAUCACCCUCAAAGCCAUCCUGAACAGCAUCACGGCUGACGUGCUCCAGCACGAGGGCAGCUUCCGUAACCCCGGAGACCAGGUCGACUUCAUCGUCAGAGCGCUCCGAGAAGAUCCCAGCAAUCACGUGUUUCUGAUCGUCAAUAACAUCGACGGGCCCAUGCUGAGGGGCGACAGGACCCAGCAUGCACUGGGGCAGCUGGCGGCGCUUCCCAACAUGCACCUGCUGGCCUCCAUCGACCACAUAAACGCUCCACUCAUCUGGGAUCAGGCCAAGAUGAGCAUGUUCAACUGGCUGUGGUACGAAACCACGACGUACCUGCCGUACACCGAGGAGACGUCAUACGAGAACUCUCUGCUCGUCCACCAGACGGGGGCGCUAGCGCUCAGCUCUCUCACACACGUGCUGCGCAGCCUCACGCCCAACGCCAGAGGAAUCUUCAGAUUACUGGCCGAGUUUCAGCUGGAGAACAAGGACAAUCCUGCGUACACGGGAUUGUCUUUCCAGGAUUUCUACCAGCGCUGUCGCGAGUCUUUCCUGGUGAACAGUGACAUCACUCUGCGCACGCAACUCACCGAGUUCAGAGAUCACAAACUCAUCCGGACCAAGAAGGGUGCCGACGGGGUGGAAUAUCUCCUCAUCCCGGUGGAUAACGGGACUCUGACUGACUUUCUGGAGAAAAACGAUGUGGAAUGAAACCUGGAAGACGUCACCUGAUCUUUCUGAUAGAUUGGUUUUGUGCUUCGUGAUCCAGGAAACAUGGCAGAUCUGAGGUUUAAGCGACACCUAAUUCCUGUUUUGUCCACUCAAUCAUGUACAGUAUUCUGUAGAAUUGUGUCGGAUCAUGAUACAAUAACAAUAAAUAUUCUUGUGCAUCAGAAUUUAUUUACAUA